This is a messenger RNA of Phymastichus coffea, 1998 nucleotides long. RefSeq lists its product as uncharacterized. Gene Ontology annotation, molecular function: nucleic acid binding. Gene Ontology annotation, biological process: DNA integration. NCBI's taxonomy places the organism in Eukaryota, Metazoa, Arthropoda, Insecta, Hymenoptera, Eulophidae. The coding region runs from base 1 to 1998 and encodes 665 amino acids. The record is from RefSeq and is a predicted model, not a curated record. The transcript has 8 exons.
AUGGGAGAAUCAACGGAGAUGGCAUAUUCAACGGCGGUCAACUAUGUAUUAGAUAAGAAGAACAAGAAUUGGAAUCAAAAUGAUAAGACGAGUGAUCAACAGGAUAAUUUUGAACAAGAAUUUAAUAAUCUUUAUCACUUAACUGAAGAUGAAAAUAAGACAAAAAUUAAACCUCUAGAAAUCAAGGUAACUGUUAAAAAUGUUAAAAUCAUGUUUGAAAUUGAUACCGGUUACUCUGGCGAUACUAUUGUUCCGAUUGGUUUAGUUAAAGUUGACGUUGCGAACAUAAAUUGUAAAUUAUUAUUGUAUGUUUUACCUGGUAAUAGUAAACCGAUUUUGGGUAGAGAUUGGUUAGAUGCGUUAGAUAUUAUUAAAAAUUUCGAAUGCACAUAUAAUAGGAGAACGUUCAAAUUAGAAUUCAAACCAAACGUUACACAGGAGUUUUGUAAACCGAGACCAGUAGCAUAUGCGUUGAUAGAGAAAGUUGAAGCGGAAAUAGAUAGGUUAAUUAAGUCGGAUGUUGCGGAAAAAGUUGAGUCGAGUGAAUGGGCGACACCAAUGGUACCGAUUAUGAAAUCUAAUGAUCAAGAUUGUCAUGAAGCCUUUGAGAAAGCUAAGGCGAGUUUGAGUUCCGAUCAAGUUUUAGUACAUUAUGACACAAGGUUACCUAUCAAAAUCACCGUUGAUGCAGGCCUUGAGGGUAUUGGAGCGGAAGCGUCGCAUAUUUUUCCUGGUGGUAACUGUAGACCAUUUGCAUUUGCAUCAAGAUCACUUACACCAGCAGAACAGACAGAUCAUAAGCCACUUAUUUAUAUUUUUGGAGAUAAAAAAGGUUUCCCAGUAAUGGCUGCAAAUAGAGUACAACGAUGGAGUGUUAUUUUAGCUGCAUAUGAUUAUGAACUAAGUGAAGGGGUUAGAUCAUUUUCAUUAGAAACAAUUAGAAGUGAGACUGAUAAAGACUUAGUUUUGAAUUCAGUUAAGAAAUAUUUAUUGAAUGGUUGGCCUAAAAGUGUAUAUGAUAGUUUAUUACCUUAUAAAAGCAAAGAAAAGGAGUUGACAUUGGAAAAUGGUUGUGUUAUGUGGGGUUAUCGUGUGUGUGUUCCUUUAAGUAUCAGAGAAGAAAUGUUAAAUGAGCUUCAUAGUUCGCACAUGGGUGUUGUACGCAUGAAGAUGUUGGCUCGCUCAUACGUUUGGUGGCCGUCGAUGGACCGUCAGAUUGAAAAUAAAUGUAAAAAAUAUUUUUGUGGACCAACUGAUGGAAAAAUGCAUAUUGUAAUUUUAGAUGGUCAUUCAAAGUGGCUUGAUAUAAGAGAAUUGAAUAAUAUUACAGCGGAAACUACUAUUGAUGUUUUCAGAGAUUAUUUUGCAACUUGGGGAAUUCCAAAAAAGCUAGUUACAGACAAUGGUCCUACGUUUAUAUCGAAGUUAUUUGAAGAUUUUAUGUUAGCCAAUGGAGUUACACACAUAAAAUGUGCACCUUACCAUCCUGCCAGUAAUGGAGCUGCUGAAAAUGCAGUGAAAACUUUCAAAGCUAAAAUUAAAAUUCUGAAUAGACAAUGUUCAACAAGAAAGGAAGCUCUUGCAAAAUAUUUAUUUCAUUACCGCUCGUCUCCUCAUUGCACAACAGGUGUAAGUCCAGCUGAAUUACAAAUGGGAAGAAAAUUUCGUACAAGAUGGGAUUUAUUGAAAGAAAAUGUUGGCAAUCGUGUUGCACUUAAACAAGCAGAUCAGCAAAAAUUUUUUAGAGGUAAUAGAAAGGUGAGUUUUGACGAAGAAGUAGUAAUGGCUAGAGAUUAUGCAAAUGGUAAUUGGCGAAAAGCUGAAGUUAGUAAACAGAUAAGUCCUAUUACAUACAAUGUCACAUCAAAUGAUCAGCGAGAAUGGAAGCGUCAUGUAAAUCAAUUGCGAUCGUGUAAUUUAUCAAUGCGUGAUAACGAUACUUUACGAACACCGGAAAAAUGCAUGAGUCCUACGUUAUUGUCUCUCAGAAUGAUGUAA